This is a messenger RNA of Cladocopium goreaui, 3540 nucleotides long. The record is from the annotation of a GenBank genome assembly. Lineage: Eukaryota; Dinophyceae; Suessiales; Symbiodiniaceae.
AUGCCGGAGCCUGACGCCAAACGUCGCGUCCUCACCUGGCAGGCACAACACAAAGACAAGCACCUCAUUCCCAGCUCCAACACAGCAGCCUGGAUGACCCCGCACAAAAGUGCCCACAAACGUUUGAAGAAUCGAGCCACCAAGUAUGCAGCCAGCCUUCUCCAAUCCAUCUUGCACCAGACCGACCCUGACCAGCUUGACAUUGACUGGAACAAACAGAUCAUCUGGUACCGCGACAUGCGGGUUGUUGCCUUCCACAAGUCGGAUUUGCUGCCGGGCCCUGACCCCGCUAACCACGAAGCGAAGAGAUCCCUGCGCUCCAGCAGGCUCUCCGUGACCUGCAGUCUGAAUGACUCCCCAGCCCUUGUGGCACAGUGCAUGUCCCUGAAGCACAGCACCAGCAGCCUCCCUCUGAUGUUCGGCCCUUGCAAUUCCAUGCAAUUCCUACAGCUUGCCUCGUGGAAUUUCCGGGGGAAGUCUCUCUUUCAAGUUGCUGACGUGCUGUCAGAUCAGGCAAUUCACUUUGAUGUCAUUGCGCUGCAGGAGGCCGGUGGUCUUUCCCAAGGAAAACUCACUGCUGAUGGCUUCCUAGAUGCCGACGACCCAGCCAUACAACUGCAUGACGAAUUGAAUGACUACUGGCUAGUGGCCACUGACCAACUCAGCAGCCACCUUGGCGCUGCAUCAUCCUACUUGCCCAUUGGUACUCCUCAGAUCGUGCCAGCUCUUGAACAACUCCUUCCCUCCGAUCACAAGAUGGUGACUUGGGAAACGGCGCUGCUCCCACCACUGGCCCACCAGCAGUGCACCUCUCGUCACCGUCGCCGGCCUGGACGAUGGCAAGUUGACCCUGCUCGGCCCCAUGCCGGCUUGGCCAAGGAUGAUCACAGCACCUGUGACUGGAAGCGACUUUGUCUCCUGGCUCGGCACUGUCAAUACCGCCCUCACAGCCACAAGUUCAAGGACUCCCCAGAACUCAAACGACUCUGCCGACCCCGGAAUGGAACUGCAGAAGCCGCCCAACGAGCCUCCAUUUCACGCCACAUCAUUGCAACCCGACGUGCUGAACGGGCCGCUUGGCUUAACAACCUCUACACUGCGGCCUCUAGCGGCGUCUCCUCCGCCAUAGCCUUCCUGAGGGCACAGCACAAGGCAACCAGCACGUGGAGCCACCUUCUUGCACACUCUGGCAGCCAGCCCGCAGCCAUAAACAAAGUGAAGGAUCACUUCCAACAAGUCUUUGCCAAAACGCCUCCCAACAGCAGAGCAGCCGAUUGCACACCCCACUUGGCCACACUGCAGGCCCACAUGGCCCACACUGAGCCUCAACCCAUCCACGCUGAUGAGGCCGCUAACAUCACAAUGGCAUCCCAAAUUCGACCUAUCCUGCUGCUGGAAGUUGUGCAAAAAGUGUAUGCUAGCAUUCUCAUGCGCCGUCUUGCCCACCACUGGCCACCUAUCACCGCUCAACUCGGUGCAGUCCCUGGCGGUCAGCCCAUCGAAGCUCUUUUUGCUGCCCAGCACAUGAUAGCCCUGGCCACCGUCACAGACAAACAACCACUUUUCCUCAAACUGGACAUCAAGGGUGCCUUUGACAACCUUCGUCAUGCAAGCGUGGCCGCCUUCCUAGCUACGCUGCCAGCGCCCGCCUGCUACGAGUCCAUGCGCUUGCUGAGCUUGCUUCUUGAGCAAAAGAUUCACCUCUCCUUUCUCCAUGACCAUUGGGAGCUUCACACCUCCAAUGGCACGCCGCAAGGGGGUAGUCAUUCUGCCGGGCUCUUUGCCCGAACAUUGGAUCAUGCCAUUGGCCAGUUGCUGCGUACCUGGGAAGCUGCAGGUCACAGUCCGGUUUUCCCGCCCCUAUGGCUGCUUCUGUUUGUUGAUGACAUCCUCCUCUGUUUUCGUGGUUGGGUGCAAGCCAUCCGACUGUUGCCUUCAUUUCUGGAAUGCCUGUCCACACUGGGCCUGGAGGUCAACUAUGCCAAAAGCUGCCUGGUGCUCAGUCCCGCCUUGCGUUCAUCACCUCCGCCAUCUCCCAGCCUUGAGCUCCUGAAGCGGUUUCCAUGGGUAGAGAACACACAAUACCUUCGCAAACCUUUUGGUUAUCGCUUGGAAGUUGAUGCAGUACACCAUCAAUCCCUUCAACUCAUCUACGGCGCUUGUGGCAAGCUCAAGCCCGUCCUGAAGAGAUGCCACUGGACAAACCCCCUAUCAACCAGCCGGCUGCUUGAUCAAUACGUUGGUUCUGCCUUCCUCUGGCUCUCUCCAGCAUUGCACCCAUAUCAACAGUUUCGGCACAAGCUGCGGGUUGUCCAAACCACCUUGCUAAUCGAGGCACUCAACCUGUACAUCCCGGCGGUGAGUGACAACACAGCACGCCAGCUGUUGCGCUUUCGACGACACAUCGUGAAGCGUUGGAUUCUGCACAUGACGCCUUCGGGCAGCUGGGACCAACAGUAUACCUUUGCCGGUACUGGUCCUUCCUUGGUCACAUAUGCCGACAGGACUAUUGCAGUCACCGCCCCGCCAAGAUCAUGCUGCACCACGUCAUUGGCCAACAUGCUCAAAAACUCAAUCGACCGGGCAUGGAAAUCCCUUACUCCAUGCUUCUUGAACUGGCAAGAUGUGCCGCUGCUCCGGUACAAUGUGGAGUUUUUGGAUGCACAACCCUGGGACCAUCCCAAGCACCUCCUACGCACGCAGAUUGCCUGGUUGCAAGUUGUUUUCAUUCACGUCUCUCCAGGGCUCCUGACAGCUGUCUGGUUGGACCAAGCUGCUGGUUUUUGUGUUUGGACAUCAGCAGGCACAUCGCUCGACUUGGGCUCUGUUCUUUGCGGUGGCAUGGAUGACUUGUGUAUGAUGGUCACUGUCCAGAAUGGUUCCUUCCAUCAUGUCGAGCGAGUGCUGCUUGCAGCAGCAGGAUUGUACGGCUUUGCAGAAGUGGCGGGACGGAGGCCUAUGAAAGUUCCUUUCUCUUCAGUGGUCGCACAAGGCUACAGUGUUGUGAAGGAGCUUGGGCGUGGGGGACAGGGCACCAUGUAUCUUUGCACCAAGCGAUCCUGGUUUCGCACGUCCAAAUAUUGCAUUAAAUUUUAUGAGAAAGCUGAUGCAAACGCAGGCGGCUUGGAUGAACUCAUGGAUGAAUAUGUUUUGAUGUCCAGCUUGGACAAUCCCCACAUCGCCAAGACCUAUGAGGUGUUUCAAGACAAAUCCUUUUACUACCUGGUGAAUGAGCCAUAUUUUGGCGGUGACCUCACCAAAUUGGGCAAGAACGCCUACCAGACCGAUGUCAGGAUGAGCGAAAAUUGGUGGCGCGUCAUUUUCCGCCAGUGCAUGGAAGGGCUUUGCUAUUUGCAUGGUCAAGGUGUGAUGCACUGUGACAUAAAGGAGCCAAAUAUUAUGAUCUCUGGAACUGACUACGCGGUGCCCCAUGUCGUUCUCAUCGACUUUGGCCUCUCUACUGCGUUCACCAGCAAUCGGGAAGGAGUUUGUGGCACUCCUGGCUACAUCCCGCCAGAAACGUGGAGGCUGGCGACAUGA